AUGCUAUUCACAUCGACCCCCCUGGGACCGACAGAGCCCCAGAGCAGCGUCUACAAUAUCCAGCUCUCCGCGACUGAAACGCCAGGGAACACGCAUGUGGAUGGCUUGACACAGGGAAGUGCAGACCGCGUGUCCGAGCUGCUGAUGAUCAAUUAUGCCCGGUAUCAUACUCUCUACGCUGCGGUGGGAUUCCACAAUCACACGGUGCACCACCUCCUCACUCUAUUUGCUCUCGGCGCGAGUCCAGAUGAGAUACGGGCGAUGUACGAUCUGAACAUUGGCUACCAAGCGCUGGUACAGUACCGGCCGGCGUCGGUGGUUGUUGGACUGAGAGACCGAACGCUUUUCAAGAAAUGUAUAGGAGAUCUCAGCUACUAUGACAGUUUUCUGCGCUUCUUCCAGGAUGAAAUCGCGCAGCGAGGCGUCCCUGACGUGGUGAACGAGUAUCUGUUUGGGAAUACUGAGGUUUCAAAUGAUAUCCUGGGACGCAUGCAUUCCGGCUUCCUACACCCCAUGAUCCACCUAGGAUGCGGACUCGAAUUCAACCAGCCUCUUCUUGUAGCAGAGGCACUGGCAGCAGGGUGUGUUCACGACGACUGGCCAAACUCAUUCCUCUUUCCGACAGAGGAAUACCAGGAAGUGAACCCAGAGACUGAGUCCAAAUCCAAGUCGAUGCUCGAGGUAAUGGACGAUCUUCACAACGACCCGGUUAUCAGCAACGCAGUCCAGUUAACAGACCCCCUAAACAAAAUCAGCGACGGGCUUCUCGCCAAAGUGCGCGACGAGCUGAUACCCUAUCUAGCACGAUAUAAUGUCACACCCACAGACGAAGCCCUAUAUCAACAAACCGUCGACAUGGUACAUACAUGCGCAUACAUGGUCGGAGCAGCGCAGUGUCCAGGAAAAGUCGCAGCACUAGAUUUCGUGAUGCUGCAUACCCUGACCCUCUCAAUCUUCUACACAGUAUUCCUCGCACAGGACUGGAUCUCGAACGAGAACAAAGCGCGCUUGCUGCGGUUCAAGGUUUGGGGCGACUUGGUCACGUACGCAGGAUGUGGAUGUGCGACUCUCUACGCGGACAGGAUCACAGAGUAUACGCCUAAACAGCCAGAUCAGGGAUGGAAGGAGCUGAUCCAUCGCGCGAAUGUGUACGGAGACGAUGGGCAUAUUUCCAAGGUUACUCGGGCGUUAUUGCAUGCGGAGAGCCUGCCAGAUCCGCGCGCUGGGUUCCCGUUACGCAGGGAGGAUUUCAUCAGGAUUGCGCAUCUGAGUCUUGAUUCUGUGGAGCGCAUGCUCGAGCCGGACCAGUACAAGGUGCCGGAGAAGAUCCGCAAAGAAGUGGGAGACGAGAUGGGGCAGGACGAAGAGGUUAUCCGGGUCAUGGUGCGAUGGGUGCGAUGGUGCGGCGUCGAGGGUGCAUGGGAUGAGUUUCCAGACCUUGGCUGA
Messenger RNA from Aspergillus puulaauensis, 1446 nucleotides. Its product is annotated as questin oxidase family protein. The transcript is spliced from 3 exons. The record is from RefSeq and is a predicted model, not a curated record. Bases 1 to 1446 code for a protein of 481 amino acids. NCBI's taxonomy places the organism in Eukaryota, Fungi, Ascomycota, Eurotiomycetes, Eurotiales, Aspergillaceae. Gene Ontology annotation, molecular function: oxidoreductase activity.